This is a messenger RNA of Caenorhabditis angaria, 3478 nucleotides long. The record is from the annotation of a GenBank genome assembly. NCBI's taxonomy places the organism in Eukaryota, Metazoa, Nematoda, Chromadorea, Rhabditida, Rhabditidae.
AUGACUCGCUUAAUUUCACUCACAAGAAGUUUAACAGCAGUUGUCAAAGAUAUUUCGGUUAGUGUUCAAAAAACGGGUUUGUCGUUUAUAAGUUACUACUGUAGUAUUGUGAUAAUAAUGGGAAAAGUUUUUAAAUAUUUUGUGAAUUUUUCUUUGAGAUUUUUGUCUUUGAAAAGAGGCAAAGUUCGUCUGCAAAUGAAACAUGUUCAUUAUCAUUUAACCGCGUGACACCGAUAAGAAUCUCAAUAGCUUAAAAUUUCAAUUGAAAAAAAACUUUAGGAAUUUUUAUUGGAAAAAAAAGUUGGAACCGGAUAAAAAGUCUUAAUUUUACGAAACGAUAAAGGAAUAUGAGAGAGAGCUUGUUAGAUAUGAAGUAUUUUUUAAGCGUUUUUCCUCAAGAUUUUUUUCAGGAAUUCAAAAACUCGAUUUCCAAAUUGUAAAGCUAUAGAAUAUGGGUCCUGGUUCAAAUUUUUUCCCGAUGAUUGACAGUCCUGUUAGCUGUAGUAGUAGGGUUACAUCAGAUCAAUUAAGACACUACAGUAACGAGUUUUAUAGACAUUUAUUCAGCCAGUCUUCACUCUAAUUCUUGAGAUUUUUGAAGGUUCUACAAUUUUCUCUGUUCUUUUUGCUAAACAAAACGUAGUAGUCAUCUCAUCGAUCAGCAAAUAAAUUUAGAAUCUGCAAAAAACAUGUUGGCUGUUCUCUGAUCAUCACGUGAAUAACAUGCACAAAUAACACAAGUCGGGAUCAUCAAAAGGGUGAUCCACAAAAAAAGACGCAGAGAAACAAGAAAAUGAUCUUUAAAGGUGUUCGAUGACGUAGUUGGUCUCUUAGGUGGAGAAAUUGGUGAUCCACCAAUAAGAUAUGUAGAUAAUAGAGUUUGUGAUCUUUGAAUAUAUAUGAACUGUAUAGAACAGUUAAAUUUUUCUCAAUUGAUAUUUGUUCAACUAACAUCAAUGAACACUUUGUUUAAAAAUGUUCACAUGAUUUUCACAAUCACGAUUUUUAAAGAUGCAAACCAAUUUUUUUCUCUGUAACCGAAUCUUAUCAUUCGUUUUUUUUCAAAGAAGAACCCCAACUUCUGUUAUCAAUGUGUCUUUAAAGAUUAUAUGGCCGUUUUUUGAAAGACGCAAAUCUGGUUUUACGAGCGUAUUUUUAGAAUUGUGAACAUUGAUAGAAAGAUAACUGCAUGAUUUUUUGGUCUCACUUAGAUAGAUUUGAUAGACAAUAUAGAUUCUUUCGUUGACAGAUUGAAUCAAGUCUGAACAAUUGUUAUGGUAAAAUAUCAAACAAGGAUACUGUAAAAAGGAAGUGAAUAGGUUCCAGAUACACCGAGUAUUUUUUUAGCGUAAUUUUUGAAGAUGCCACAAUUUAUAACCAAGUAGACAAACCCCGAAAAGUUUGGUGACUAUCGAGUUGACAAGUUAGGUAGUAAAUAAAUCACACACUGUGCUGAACACCAAGACACCAAACAUCAAUUUUGUAAUUCAGCACCAAAGUGUAUAGUUUUGUUGACAUGUUGAUAACUCUUUAAAAAACAACACAUUUUUUCGAUUUUUUAAAGAUUGGGGUUUCCCAUUCACUAUACUUUUUGAUUAUCAGUAAAAACUUUGUACAGUAGGCUUGUUUUUUAAUAUAAAGAAUGCUACAAACUAUUCAGUAUAAGUAGAUUUGUUAUCAUGAAACGAUAAAUUAGGACACGGUAAUAAUAUUAGCAUAACCUUUUUAUGUGCAAAAACAUAUUAUGAACUAAAAGUGGAAAUUAUGAAAUCAUAAUAUUUUGAGACAAACUGCUUAAUUUCACGUGAACAAAUUGAACAUUUUUCGGAACUUCGCAAACUUCACGAUGUUCUAGAACAUACCAGAAUACACUUUAAUAAUAUUAUCCUUGUAUGUUCUAAAAUUUCAAAAACAUUGCCUGUGACGAAAAUUUUCCAGAGUUACUGGGUUUCACAGAAAACCCAAUUUUAUUAACCCGGAAUUUUCAUUCGAUAAUGUCGUGUGAAUAAUUUUCAAUAGCAAUUACAAUGACAUUUUCAUCACACUUUUCCACCGGAAAACGACAUUUAUUUUAAUUUUAAUCAAAGCACAACAUUUUGUGACCUCUUUAAAAUUAAUCUGUUCAUUCACUUCUCACGUGAUCUCAAAAUAUCAAAUUUUUCUGUUAUUUUGCUUAUCCAAAAUCACCCACACGCCAACAAACCAACUUCUCAAACUCCGCCCCUUUUUUGUAUGUUUUUCAUGUGAACAUCUUCAAAGAUCUAGGCUCCGCCCAUUUGACCACUCAAUAUAAAAGAGAUGUGCAAACAGCUCAUAAUCAUUAGCAAUAUCAUUUGCAGACUAAAAUGAAAUUCCCAACUAUUGCCCAACAUCAACCAAUUCCUUCAAUCAAGGAUAUCAAGGUUUCUGAAUCGAUCAAACAUGAAAUGAAAACGAUCAGAACUACAGUACCCCUUUGUCCAAGUACUUUCGAGAAAGUUAUCAAGGAUAUCGAUACAUUCAUUUUUGAUGCUGAUGGUUAGUUUAUUUAAAUAUUUCAAUAGAUUCUGAGACUUAUAACUGAAUUUCAGGUGUUUUAUGGCUUGGUGAAUCAGUAAUGCCAGGAUCUCCAAAACUAAUUGAUUAUUUGAUCAAAAAUGAUAAACAAAUAAUUGUUUUGACAAAUAAUGCAACAAAAUCUCGAGAAGUUUAUGCGAAAAAAUUGGCAAAAUUGGGAUAUAACUCAAAAGUAAUGAACAAGGAUAAUUUGGUAAAUCCAGCAGCAGUUGUAGCAGAUACAAUUAAAAGAAGUGGAAUGAAUUUGAAAGAUAAAAAAGUAUAUUUAAUUGGAGAACAAGGUUUGAGAGAUGAAAUGGAUGAAUUGGGAAUCGAAUAUUUUGGACAUGGAAAUGAAGAAAACAAAAAAGAAAUUGCUGAAGAUAAUGGAGCAUUUAUUUAUGAUAUCAAAUUGGAAAAUAAUGUUGGUUGUGUUGUUGUUGGAUAUGAAAAACAUUUCAAUUAUUUGAAAAUGAUGAAAGCUGCAAAUUAUUUGAAAGAUGAUAAUGUAUUAUUUAUUGCAACAAAUGAAGAUGAAACAUGUCCUGGACCAAUUGCUCAUGUUAUAAUACCAGAUGCUGGUCCAAUUGUUGCAUCAAUUAAAUGUGUUUCUGGAAGAGAACCAAUUACUGUUGGUAAACCAUGUACUCCUGCAUUUAAAUAUAUUCAAAGAAAAUGGAAUAUUAAUCCAUCAAGAACUAUGAUGAUUGGUGAUCGGUUAGUUUUUCACUUUUUUCAUUUUUAAUCUUUUUAUUAUUUUUAAUUUUACAGAACAAAUACUGAUGUUAAAUUUGGAAGAGAUCAUGGUUUAAAAACAAUGCUUGUUUUAUCUGGUUGUCAUCAAAUUGAAGAUAUUGUCGAAAAUCAAAUGAAUGAUCGUGAUGAUAUGGUUCCUGAUUAUGUUGCGCAAUGCCUUGGUGCCCUUGUUCCAAAACAUUUCUAA